AUGCGUCCGGGCCCGCCGACGGGAGGCCCGCCCCCGCCGCAGAUGAUGCGCCCGGGCCCGCCGGGACCGCCGCCGACGCAGCCGCCGCCGGGACCGAGCCGACCGCCCGCGGGCGCGCCGCCGCCGCCGCGAGGACCGCCGUCGAUGAUCCCGGGGCCGCCGCCGCCGCAGACGUUCGCGCCGCCGACGGCGCAGAUGGGCUCCAUGGGCCUCGGCGGGCCGCCACCGCCGCCGACGCAAACGCAGCAGAUGCCGCCGCCGCCGCCGACGCAAACGCAGCAGACGAUGCCGCCGCCGCCGACCAUGGGCGGGCCGCCGCCGCCGAUGCAGAUGCAGCAGACGAUGCCGCCGCCGCUGCCGAUGGCGGGCGUCCCCGGCGCGUUCGGAGGCGGCGGAGGCCCGAUGGGCACGCCCCCGGGAGGGUCCUACCCCGGCGCGCAAUUCUCACCCGCGCCGUUUCAAGGCCAGUUCGCGCAGCAGAGCGUCGUCGAGGACUUCGGGUCGCUCGUCCUCGGCGGCGGCGGCGGGCCGGGGCAAGAGCAAGGCGCGGACCCGGCGACGUUCCCGAGGCCCGGCGACGACGUCCCGAACGCGAACGCGCAUCUGUCGUGCGAUCCGAGGUACCUGCGCCUCACGUGCGGCGCGCUGCCGGGCACGGCGUCCGUCAAGCAGCGGUUCACGCUCCCCGUCGCGUGCGUCGUUCGACCGAUGAUCCCGGGCGAGAACGUCCCGAUCGCGCACUUCGGGAGCGGCGGGAUCGUGCGCUGCCGGCGAUGCAGGACGUACAUCAACCCGUUCGUGCAGUUCAUCGACGGCGGGCGACGGUUUCGAUGCAACGUGUGCUCGCUCCCGAACGAGGUUCCGGUGGAUUACUUUUGCACGCUCGACGCGGACGGGCAACGGCGGGACGUGAACGAGCGCCCGGAGCUCAGGCACGGGACCGUGGAGUUCCUCGCGUCGCAGGAGUACAUGGUCCGCCCGCCGAUGCCGCCGACGUACUUUUUCGCGAUCGACGUCAGCGCGAACGCGGUCGCGAGCGGGUUUCUCGCGACGACGACGAACGCGAUCAAGGCGUCGCUCGACGCGUUACCCGGAGGCGAGAGGACGCACAUCGGAUUCCUGACGUACGACAGCACGCUGCACUUCUACGCGCUGAAGCCCGGGAGCUCGCAGCCGCAGAUGAUGGUCGUCGCGGAGCUGGACGACCCGUUCGUCCCCGCGCCGGACGACCUGCUCGUGAACUUGAGCGAGAGCAGAGAAGCCGUGGAGGCGCUUCUCGACAUGCUUCCGGGGGCGUUUAAAGACACGUCGCGGGUCGAGUCCGCGAUGGGCCCGGCCGUGCAGGCGGCGUACAUGGCGAUGAGCCACAUCGGGGGUAAGCUCAUGGUGUUUCAGUGCACGCUGCCGUCGUUAGGGAGCGGUCGGUUGCUGAACCGCGGGGACGAUCAUCGAAACGCGGGGACGGACAAGGAGGCGGCGAAUCGCGCGCCCGCGGAUCCGUUUUACAAAAAGAUGGCCGCGGAGUGCUCGCGGCAGCAGAUUUGCGUCGACGUCUUCGCGUCCGCGUCGCCGUACGCGGACCUCGCGUCGCUGAGCACGCUCCCUAGGUACACCGGCGGGGAGCUGUACUACUACGGCGGCUUCCGCGUGGAACGAGACGGCCCGAAGCUGACGCGCGAGCUCACCCAUAACCUCACGCGAUUCACCGCGUGGGAAGCUGUCUGCCGCGUGCGCUGCAGCAAAGGCUUCCGCGUGUCUUCGUUCAACGGCCACUUCUUCAUACGAAGCAUGGACCUCCUCGCGCUCCCGGCGACGAACGCGGACACCGCGUACGCGGUGCAGCUCGCGCACGACGAGGUGAUGCCGACGACGAACCACGCGUUCAUUCAGUGCGCGUUGUUAUACACCAACGCGGACGGCGAGAGGCGGAUCAGAGUGCACACGAUGGUCGCGCCCGUGGUGCAGGACGUCGCGGAGAUGUAUCGCGCGAUCGACGGCGGCGCGAUGAGCGCGUUCUUAACGCGGCUCGGCGUCGAGCGCGCGCUCACGGCGCGGCUGCAGGACGCGCGCGAGGCGGUGCAGUUGAAGCUGUCGACGAGCUUGAAGGAGUUCCGGAUGAUGAACACGUCCGCGGCGAGAGCGUUCAACCGCCUCAUCUUCCCCGAGUGCGCGCGGCUCGUGCCGCUGUUCACGCUGUGCGCGUCGAAGACGCCCGCGUUGCGCGGGCACGCGCGCGACGUCCCGGUGGAUCAGCGCAUCUUGAGCGCGUUCGAGAUCAUGUCUGCGCCGACGGAGGCGAUCCUGCGGCGUCUCUACCCGGCGAUGUACGCGUUGCACGCGAUGCCGCCGGAGAGCGGCGUGGAGAAGGACGGCGUCGUCCAGAUGCCGCCGCGGACCGCGCUCGCGGGCGAACGGAUCGACGCGCGCGGGGCGUACCUCGUCGACGACGGGUACGUGUGCUUGCUGUGGCUCGGGAAGAUGCUCGACCCCGCGUUUGCCGCGGACGUCUUCGGGCCCGCGGGGCCGCCGCCGCCGGAGGCGGAUUUCACGCCGCCGACGAUCGAGGGCAGCGCGAUCAACGCGCGGGUUCGCGCGGUCAUGGCCGAGGUUCGGAGGCGCGCGGCGAACGGGUGCGGUCACUGCACGGUCACGGUCAUCGCGCAAGGGCAGCCGAGCGAGGCGCUGCUGUUUCCCGCGCUGGUGGAAGAUCGCGGCGCGGGGGGCGCGGGCGCGAUGUCGUACGCGGAUUUCCUCGUGCAGCUGCACCGGACGGUGGCCGCCGCGGGGGGGGCGCGGUGACGAGGGCGAGGGAUAGGACUACCGGGGUGUGAUAUGAAACUACAUACACG
Messenger RNA from Micromonas pusilla CCMP1545, 2849 nucleotides. RefSeq lists its product as uncharacterized. The record is from RefSeq and is a predicted model, not a curated record. Gene Ontology annotation, cellular component: endoplasmic reticulum exit site; COPII vesicle coat. Gene Ontology annotation, molecular function: zinc ion binding; SNARE binding. Gene Ontology annotation, biological process: COPII-coated vesicle cargo loading; endoplasmic reticulum to Golgi vesicle-mediated transport; intracellular protein transport. The transcript has a single exon. Bases 1 to 2799 code for a protein of 932 amino acids. Lineage: Eukaryota; Viridiplantae; Chlorophyta; Mamiellophyceae; Mamiellales; Mamiellaceae.